This is a messenger RNA of Zophobas morio, 5074 nucleotides long. It is a transcript of the gene Cirl, whose product is annotated as latrophilin Cirl. The coding region runs from base 473 to 4372 and encodes 1299 amino acids. Lineage: Eukaryota; Metazoa; Arthropoda; Insecta; Coleoptera; Tenebrionidae. The transcript has 15 exons. Gene Ontology annotation, biological process: cell surface receptor signaling pathway; adenylate cyclase-activating G protein-coupled receptor signaling pathway. Gene Ontology annotation, molecular function: G protein-coupled receptor activity; carbohydrate binding. Gene Ontology annotation, cellular component: plasma membrane. The record is from RefSeq and is a predicted model, not a curated record.
CCGCCGCUGCAGUUUGAUGUUGAACGGUAGAACAGCUCGACAACAUCAAGUUGAACGCAUCUUUGCCAUCAUCUGCAGUUGUGCACUGGGAACUGGAAUUUUUGACAUAAACACUACCUCAAAUUGAGCGUAUCGCCGAGUUAAAUUUAAAAAAAGCCAUUACAUCGAUGCCGUUGGUAGUUUCGUAGUGGCCGCAACUUGGUGUUAAACUUGCCCAAACUACAUUUUAACUUCGCCGAGAAUUGGAUGGUGGCCGUAAAUGGGGCUGCAUUUCGCCGAGAAACCCAGUGAUGGACUGUUUACUUAGGAAUCGCACCAAAUGGAACUUGCAGUAAAAUUUUUAAAUGCAUACUUUCGAGUGUUUUAAGUGUUUCUCAGUGUUUUAUGGUGUGCCUUGUGAUUACAUACAAUAUGUACACCAAAGUGUUUGUGUGAUAAGUUGCUGAGGACUACGUUAAAGGGUGACGGUGCCAUGGCCUGGCAUGGGAAGGUCCGGCCCGGCCUGCUUCUUCUACUCUUCUCAUUCGUUGUUAUCUCGGAGGCAAUGGCCAAAAGCAUAGAAGUGUACCGGUACGAAACGGCGUACGCAUGCGAGGGGAAAACGCUCAAAAUCGAAUGCAAGGAAGGCGAGCUGAUAAAACUGAUUCGAGCUAAUUAUGGACGAUUUUCGAUAACGAUCUGCAACGACCACGGCAACACCGACUGGAGCGUGAAUUGCAUGUCGCCAAAAUCUUUGAGGGUUUUACACGGAAGGUGUACCCACUAUCAGAACUGCAGUAUCCCGGCGAGUACGAGUAUGUUCGGAGAUCCUUGUCCUGGCACACACAAAUACCUUGAGGCCCAUUACCAAUGCCUACCUGCAACAACAACGACCACUACAAGCCGGCCCAGUCCUCCAUGGUUGAUAACGUCGCAACCGCCAAUGUGGAACACCGUGAAGCCGUCGGCUCGCCCGCCCCCAGCGCCACCAAAAGUUUCAGCUACUCCGCCAACCAGACUUGUAACAACUGUUACAUCUUCGACUACUACGUCCACGUCUCCGCAGCCGCCGCCUGCACCUCCGAGCGAUCCUGAGAAGGACGACGAGCAAGAGCAGGAAGAACUUCCAGAUAAGAACUACCACGAACCUAUUAAACCUAUUCCAGAUGAAAUAACGACACUGCCAUACACCACCGUAACCCCGAAACGGGUGACCUCGGAUAGUACGUAUCCUAAUACUUUUAAUCCAGCACCUAGUAUACUGCCAUCUUGGACCAAAGACUCUGAGACGAAUCGCUGUAGUCCAAAGACGUUUCGUAGCAUUUUUUGGAACUGGACUAAAGUUAACUCCACUGACAUACAACCAUGUCCUGGAGGUACCACGGGUUUUGCUAAGUGGCGCUGCGUCGAAGUUAAUUCGGUGCCAACGUGGUAUCCGGCCACACCAGACUUAAGUCAGUGUAGAUCGGUGUGGUUGACGAGCUUAGAACAAAGGAUCAUGGCGGGAAGAGAUCCCUUAGUCUCCAUAACGAACGACUUGGCUCAAGUUACCAGCAGUAAAACGUUGUAUGGAGGCGACAUGAUGAUCACCACGAAAAUUAUACAAAAGAUGGCGCAAAAGAUGUCGCAGGAUAUUCAAACGUUCCCGGACACGAGACAGCGUGAAGCUAUAGUUACCGAAAUGCUGAGUGACGUUGUAAAGACUGGUAGUAAUUUAUUAGACUCGUCACAGCAUCCUUCGUGGAGGGACUUGAGUUACAAAGAGCAAAUGAGAGUAGCUACGUCCCUCCUUAUCGGGCUAGAAGAAAACGCGUUUCUUCUAGCUGAUACGGUCAUGAGGAAAAAGACUGUUGAUCAGAUUGUUAAAAAUAUAAUGUUGUCGGUGCGUGUCUUAGAAACCAAAUCUGUUACAACAGAAGUAUUUCCUUCGGACAACAAGUGGUCCGCUAGUAAUGAUUCCAUAGAACUUUCACAAGGAGCAUUACAAGAAAACAGUGACGGCGGUUUGGUUCGGCUUGUUUUUGUCGCGUUCGACCGAUUAGAGGAAAUUCUACAAUGGCAGCCGGAUUCUUCCGAAACUAAUAAAAACGUUACUAGAAUGCUAAAUAGUAAAGUGAUUUCGGCGAGUUUAGGCAAAGGGCGCCAUAUCCAGUUGCGAGAACCGGUGAGGUUGACACUCAGACAUCUACAAACCGAGAACGUGAGCAACCCUUCGUGUGUCUUCUGGGACUACACUUCCAGCGCAUGGUUGGAAGAAGGUUGUCGCGUGGAAUCCACCAACAGGUCUCACACUGUAUGUCUGUGCGAUCAUCUAACGAACUUCGCGAUUCUUAUGGACGUCCACGCUAUCCAGCUACCGAUACCGCAUCAAAUUGCUUUGAAAAUCAUAACAUUAGUCGGAUGCAUAAUCUCAAUUAUAUGUCUUAUUCUAGCCAUAAUAACCUUUCAGUUAUUUCGAGGCCUCAAGAGCGACCGAACAACAAUACAUUGCAACUUAUGUAUCUGCCUCUUGAUCGCCGAGUUAAUUUUUUUAAUAGGAAUAGGUCAGACUGAAAAUAAAAUUGUGUGUGGGGUCAUCGCCGGAUUCCUGCAGUAUUUCUUCUUGUGUGCUUUCAUAUGGAUGUUCUUCGAAGGUUUCCAAUUAUAUGUGAUGUUGAUUGAAGUGUUUGAAGCUGAGAAGUCUAGAGUAAAGUGGUAUUAUUUUUUCGCUUAUGGAUUACCUUUGGUCAUAGUUCUUGUGUCGGCUGCUAUUUAUCCGCAGGGUUAUGGUACCGAACAGCACUGCUGGCUGAAAACAAAUAACUACUUCAUAUACAGUUUUGUCGGGCCCGUUAUUGUAGUGCUUUUCUUGAAUCUUAUUUUCCUAGGAAUGGCCGUUGUAAUGAUGUGCCGUCACGCGAGUGCUUCUGUGUCUAUUAAAAACAAAGAGCACUCACGUCUUGCAAGCACCAGUGGAAAGGAAGAAAAUGCACUUCAAACCAAAUUUCAAGCUCACUUGGCCUGGUUAAAAGGCGCUAUAGUGUUGGUGUUCCUCCUCGGAUUGACUUGGACCUUCGGUUUCCUCUACCUCAAUCAAGAGUCAGUGGCCAUGGCAUACCUGUUCGCGUUUUUGAACUGUCUACAAGGAUUCUUCAUCUUCUUAUUCCACUGCGUGCAAAACGAGAAGGUCCGCAAGGAGUACCGCAAGUUCAUCCGCCGUCAUUCGUGGUUGCCCAAGUGCUUGCGUUGCUCAAAACCUAGUGGUGGCGCUGGCAGCAGCAGCGGUAGUUCCGGACUGAACAAGGAGCGCAGAACAAGUAUUUACGCCGGCUCAAAUGGCAAUCCCUCUGGUACAAACUCGCAUUCGACCGACAAUUCGGUGUUGUCUCCACAUGCAACUAGUUUGCAGCGAGAAUGGAACUCCCGGAGUUGCACCAACGUCAAUCGCAUAGGCAGAACACCUGUGCCCACCUCUACCUCGGGCACCACGGCUGCUACUCUGUGUCGCCCAACCCGAGACGGCACACAAACACCCCCACCCGUUCUUGAACCUCCAAACACUUCCACGUUACCUUAUAUUCGUAAUUUUUAUAAAAAUUCCACAAUCACUCCAAAUUUACCCAAAUCGGCCUCCACAUGGGGUCCUCUUCACAAGCCCUUACACUGGAAGAACAUUUCUUUUAAGUCAUAUAGUCGCGAUUCGGGUCAUGGAGGAUCGGAGCAGGAGGAUUCCCCCAGAUCGCAUACGAUCGUAGCCGACACCAGGCUCAACAAUGCCAAAGAUGCGCGUCGCCAAGCCUAUGUAUCAUCCGACUGCAAUCAAGCUAUCAUGGAAAACAACAUCCAGCUGAACUUCCCGGACUACAACAGAAGACACGACACCAUACCUCAUCCGAAGCACCUUCCUCUCCCGCAGAGCCUGCAGCCGCACGGAACACGCAAGAAAAACGGAAACUUCUCGAAACCGGGCAACCACUGGCCGCACCACACCUACACCGAGAUUUACGACGGACGGUCACCGAGAGGACUGGCGCCCGAGGACGAUCCGGUGUACGAGGAGAUAGAACGGAACGAGAUUCAGGUUAGUGACAUGAGCGACGAAGACGGAAAGCGCCAGAGCGACAUGAGCCGACAAUCAUCGCGUUCAUACGGAGACCACCGACCACUGAUUCCGUACAGUCCCGGGACCGACCGCAGCAUUCUGGAAGCCGUGAAGAAGGAACACAACCGGUACCCGCAAGAUGUAGACGGUUACAGGAUGAGACCCAACAUGUACCGAGGUGACACCGUGAGGUCCCUAGCUGCCGUUUUGGACGGCGAAACUGUAGUGUGCCAUUUAGAACCACCCGAGAUGUACCCACGUGACCCGUAUACGUCCCGAACUCUGGUCCUACCCCAGUAUAGUGAGAGUUAGGAAACUGCCAUUUGCAAGUGAAUAUCUGUGAUUUUACACAUGAUCAGACUUUCGGUCAUUAUUAUUUAAGUUAGUAAAGCUCAGCUUGAUUGAAUGAAGGAAAGUGAUAAUUUUAUAAUAGUGAACUAUUUUAAUAAAAUAUUUAUGUGAAUACGAAUGUCUCUUAGAUGUGAGUUAUUCCAGUCAACUUGUUAUAAUAUGUUAUUAUUUUUCCUUUUUUUUUAUUGUAAAUUCUUCUUUCUUUUUCUAUUUACUAUUCACUGUUAGCUCAACUUUACCGUCUUCAUUAUACCAUUAUUUUAUUAAUAGCUAAAUUGUUAUUCAGAGUUUUACUGAGUUUAUCUUGUAGUGCUUUUUAAGCCAUACUUAGCCAGCACGAUGUAAAUAUAGAAAUAAAACGUUUUCUAAUAAAUAUAAACUCAGCACUUCCCUUCCGAUAACUUUUAUUUAUUUAUUGUAUUUAAUUUUUGAAUUGUGAAACAUAACUGUCUCGAAAUGAUUGUUUUUUAUUUUCGAAAUUAUUUAGUGAAAACAAUGUAUUUAUGUUAUAUUGUAUAUAUUGUAUAGAGCUUUGUACAUGUUGAUUGAAUGGUACGAUAUUAGUCAGGCAUAAAUUGUUAUUAUUGCUAUGUUCAUUAACACAUAGCUAAAAUAAACAAUACACCAUUAUACAAAACAAUGUAUUAAAUUUUAAAAUUAAAU